Ictalurus furcatus (blue catfish) is the source of this 4262-nucleotide messenger RNA. RefSeq names its product inositol 1,3,4,5,6-pentakisphosphate 2-kinase (gene ippk). Gene Ontology annotation, cellular component: nucleus. The record is from RefSeq and is a predicted model, not a curated record. Gene Ontology annotation, biological process: inositol phosphate biosynthetic process. NCBI's taxonomy places the organism in Eukaryota, Metazoa, Chordata, Actinopteri, Siluriformes, Ictaluridae. Gene Ontology annotation, molecular function: ATP binding; inositol-1,3,4,5,6-pentakisphosphate 2-kinase activity. The transcript has 13 exons. Bases 163 to 1623 code for a protein of 486 amino acids.
CUUGAUGACACGGUGGGAGACGCACUCUUUCAUCAGUGUGUAUGAGAGGAGUCCGGCGUCGCCUGGCUUCUCCACAUAAGUUUGCACUUGGCCUAAUCAGCUGUUAGUGUAAGGUUUCAUCCAGCGUACGAGCUUACAACAUCGCGUGCUCACCGCCGUGUUAUGGAACUAGACAAAAUGGACGAAAACGAUUGGAAAUAUCACGGAGAAGGGAACAAGAGCCUUGUUGUUUCUCACGUCCAGCACUCCAGAGUCCUCCGGCUUUUGAAAUACCCUUCUGAAGAUGCAGAAAACACGCAUCAGACAACAGAGCAAGCUUUCCAGCACAUACUUAACAUAGUUGAGUAUAGCAGAAACGUCAUGAAGCCGUUGUUGGGGGAGAAAUAUGUGCACAGUGGAGAAGUUGUUAAACUCCCAUUGGACUUUGUACGGCAGCUGUCUUUAAAGAUCCAACAAGAACGCCCAGAACUGCGGUGUGAUAAAGUGAUGGACACUUUCAGCGGAUGUGGACUGCGCCUUCCCAACCUCACCCACCUUUCACCGUGCCACUUUGGAGAUCGCCGACCUCCUCUGUGUGUAGAAAUUAAGCCAAAAUGUGGAUUUCUACCCUUGUCAAGACAUGUUACCAAGGACAGCAAGCGAAAAGUGUGCCGAUUUUGUAUGCAUCAGCAUUUUAAGCUUGCCAAUGGGAAGUGGAACAGGUUAAGCAGGUACUGUCCCUUGGAUCUCUUCUCAGGGAGCAAACAGCGAAUGUACGUUGCAAUCAAGAACCUAUUGGAAGAACCACAAAACAAUUUGAAAAUAUUUAAGGGUGGAGAACUGAUAUACAGCUGCAAAGACGAUGCCAAGCAACAACCAGACUUAAAUGAGCUCGUCCAGCACCUGUGGCCCUACUUCCACCACAGCAACGGUAACCAGUCCAGCGUGACUGUUCUCAGUGAGUUCAUUCAGCUGAUCUGCAGCGCUCUGCUGAGCACCGGAGACUCCAAUCGCUCCGGGGAACAGAGGAAGGUGCAGCUCGCUGAAAGCAGAGUGCUCUGUGAAGCCAGUCCACUCCACCGAGAUCUGCUACGCAAUGGCGGUCCCGGUCUUCCCAAAGACUGCGUCCUUGCCAAAAUCCUCCAAACCCAGAUGAUGGACAACCUUGACAUUGAAGGCCUUUACCCACUGUACAAGAGAGUGGAGCAAUAUCUGGAGGAGUUUCCUAAAGAGAGGAACAGAUUACAGAUGGACGGUCCUUACGAUGCGAGUUUCCUGGAGAAGGUGAAAAAGUGUCCUGCAGAAGAUGACUGCUCUAUAGAAUACGCAGUCGGAAAGGUUCUUCAGUACAGAGUAGCAAUGACCGCUAAGGAUUGCUCCAUCAUGAUCACAUUUGCACCUUGUGGGGAAGAUGAAAAACUACAGCCUCAUUUAGAAAUCCAGCCGACAAAAUCUCGUUUCGCGUUCUCGGUCUCCAUCCUGGAUUUGGACCCCAAACCGUACGAGAGCAUCCCGCACCAGUAUAAACUCGACUCCAAAAUCGUCAACUAUUACCUGAAGAGCACACAUGCCACACAGGAGCUGCCUCCCUCCAGCCUUUACACUGAGCGGCAGGACUGCAUGCUGCUCUUCCACCCUGUAUGAACCUCGCUUCCCUCACGUCCCUGCUGCUUCACAAGCAAACAGGCAAAAGGCAAAAACUGAUCAUGGAAUGCACCAUCUAUGUGUAGUAUUCGGUCACUCCCCAACCCAAACCCACCCCCAAAAAAAAACAGUAAAAAAAAAAAAAAUUAAGAUGCGUGCCAUGUUUUUGUAAUGUGGGAAGUGACAAAUCUUCAGGGAAUGAAAAGAACAGAGAGGAAGGGCAUGUUGGGUGGUCAUGUGACCCACAAGAGCAUUCUAGUGCCAAAAGUGGCUUUCUUCACUUGUUUCUGCUCGGUGUGGAGUGAUGGUGUCUGUGUGUGGAGACUAAAGUGAUAGUUAAUUAACAUAAAGAUGGAUACUUGAUGUUAAAUGAGACUACUACUCCAUAACGUUUAGGUCUGUGACCACUGACAUUUAAUAAGGAUUUACAAUAUGGCUAGAAGGCUGAAUGAAUGCUGAAGCAUUUAGCUCAACGCCAUCACUUUUCGUACGUUCAGUAAGUACUGUACCAUGGUUAGUAUUUAUGUUGAGUAAUCAAGCUUCUCAAGUCACCUUUGAUGGGGCGCUUUUUUUUUUUUCUUCUCCCCUUUGCUCCAUGUUUAACAGAAAUGCACAUUGCAUGCUGAUGACGGUGUUUAAUCACUGCAGAUGUUUGCUGCUUAAUUUGUUCCUAAUCCGUUAUGCUAUUAUUGAAGUCCCCUCCCCCCCUCACUUUUUCUGGCCUAAUCUCCAUCUACCUUAAGUGUAGCACAUGUGCAAUUACCACAAAAAAAUCUCUGGUCAUUUGCAUGCUACAGACACAGUGGCUGUAGAAUGGGGUGUGGCGGGGGGCGGUUAUUCUUUUACGUGCUGGAGAGAUGCUGUUUUGGAGAACACUGAAUUGAGCUGGGCUCUUGUUCGGCCCUAAACCAGACUACGCGGUGGUUAAUAUAGGUUUUACGUGCGGACCAAAGGCAUCCAACACACAAGUUUGCACAUAGGAAUAUAAUGAGCCAAGCUGGCACGUUCCAUAAUUGAGUGACCUAAAGAAAUUUGUUACAUCUUUAAUGGCUUGUUCUUUAUAAUAAAGUAGUUUAACGAGUUGCCUGUGGCUCAGUACAUACGUCUGGCCCGUUUCAUUACAGCAGAAAGCACAGCGUUAUCCAUGGCCAAAUCUUUUAUAGCGACAAAUGUAAACUUUCCAAACGUCAGUUCUUUAACUCAACACUCUACGUCGCAAUCGAGGACUCUACACCUGUGCGUAUAGUCGAGGGUCGCACCAGCUGAUAAAUGACGAAUGCAUGUCUGUGUUCAUCUACAGACUCGUAGUGCGUCGAUGCUUUGGUCAGUGCUGGUUUUUAAAAAAAAAAAGAAAAUUACUUUCUAGCUCCGGUGUGGUCUAGCGAUUGCUGUGCCUAAUGCUAUUUUAAACCACUAAAGUUUUUGUUUCUCUUAUGUAGUUGAACAACCGAAUGAUUUCAUGACUGGGCUUUUUUUUUUUUUAUUUAAACUGCAUGUUUGCGCACAAGAUGGUUCUCGAGGCCUUAACCUACAGUUCAGAGGAUUUUCUUGGACAACCUUUAAUAUCGGCUAAACUCUUUUACUGUUCCUCCUAAUGUACCUCUGUAAGUGUUUGUACUUUGCUGCAGAUUUUUAGUUCAGUAGUCAUAUUACAUGAGCGUGGAAAAAAGAAAAACAGAACAUUUUUGUAGUUUAAAGUGAAACCAGAUGUCAAUGUUACUCUAAAGCAAGAGAUACAAAUUUAUUUGUGCAAAACCAGACAUUUGUGGCUUUUUUUUUUAUUUUUAAAAUGUAUUUUUUUUUUAUUUUUUAUAAAAACAAACGAUUUGAUGUACGUUGCCAGUCAAAAGUUUGGACACGUGGAGUUUGUCUUUAUUACAGUUUAAUCACGAACACAGAAAAAAGGUAACUUAAGGAAGAAUAUGAAACCAGUGUUCCACUAAAGACCUAAAUCUUCAGUGUGUCUAAUAAAUAGAGGAGCGUCUGUAAGGUUAAUUAGCAAAGUGUAUAUAGAUGUAGAAAACGCUCUAUAUCAAGUGUGCUAGUAUUUAAUAAAGGAAAAAAAAAAAAAAAUCAAGACAAAUGUCAUUCUACUACAGUGUAAGUAGAGCGAGCAAGAUCUUGGCCUGUUAAUUUCUCCAAGUUAACUGUUUAAUUCUCUUAAUCUAAGUUAAUUUUUACAGUAAUUGAAAUUUACCAAAGCAUCGAUUUAAUUAGGAGGUGAAAACUUUUGAUUGGCAAUGUGUCUGUGUGUGUGGCUAAGGCUGAAUCUGACGUCUGUGACAUGGUUAACUUGCAGGGAGCAAAACGUUGACUGACUCACUACAACAAACUAAAGGCCGUGUACUUUGCUAAACUGAAACCCAGGUUGUUCUUAAUCCUCUCAAGAAAAUCACGAUCACUGUGAUGCAGAUAAAGUAAGGACUAAACUAUUCGCUAUUACAAAAGACAAAGUGGAUUUUGCGGUCACGUUUUUUCUAUUUAAAUUAUUUAUUUUUCUAGCUCUUGUCUAAUGAUGUAUAUUUACGUAUGCUGUGUGCACUCGUGUACAUGUGGUGACAGAAUGUGUACAGAUGGCAUUAAUAGAUUUCUUAAUGGGUGAUACAGUGGUGUUUAUACUUAAUAAAAUUAUAAAGAAA